UCUUUCGUUGAGUUGUCAUUUCUUACUUAUUUUUCAUAUUGGCCGACUUUCAGUUUUGCAUGGUUUUCAUGGAGUUGAUACUUAAGAUCCUUCCAAUGUCAUUUUGGACAUUUGAAGCCUUUUCUUUUUCUUUUUGAUGAUAUACAUAUGUGGUUCAUAUUGCAGACAAGACAUCAUUAAUCCAAGACAUUAGCUUUUAUGAUGAACAAAAAGAAAAGAUAUUAGCUUUAUGGCCCCCCUUUGUUGCGUAAACUUUAAUAGAAAUAAGGCGACGUCCUAAUUUAGACAAAAGGGUGGUCAUUCAAUCUUAACAUGUCGCCUUCUUGUACCAAUUCAACUCUUUUUUUUUUGGAUAAAAUUCCACUACUUACUCCCAUUUUUCUUAGGAUUUGACUUGGACAGUAUACAAUAAUUUGCGUCUAAAAAUGCGUUUGAAAAUUUCAAAAUUUGUUUCAAUUAAGUCACGGAUCAUAGGACUAGGGACGGCCUUGAUGAUGCCAAUUAUUGGGAAUCUAUCGGAUCAGUAUGGAAGAAAAGCUCUACUUACAUUGCCUAUGACAUUAUCCAUUAUUCCCCUUGCUAUAUUGGCAUGCAACAGAACGACCAAUUAUUUUUACGCCUACUUUGCCUUCAAGACCCUCACUGACAUGGUCUGUCAAGGCAGCAUUAACUGCCUUGCUCUUGCUUAUUUGGCAGACAAUAUUUCAUAUAGGCAACGAGCAUCUGCUUUUGGAAUUCUAGCAGGAGUAACCUCAGCUGCAUAUGUCUGUGGAACCUUAGCAGCUCGUUUUCUCUCCACUGGCUUAGCAUUUCAGGUUGCUACAUUUGUAUCCUUGUUUGCUGUAGUGUACAUGAGAAUAUUUCUUGAAGAAAGCAUACCUGCAGAUCAGGGUGAAGGGAUCACCCAACCAAUCUUGAAAGAAGGGGAAGAAGAUAAUAUCAUCCAAAAUGAUGAUAAUGCACCUACAAAGGUGCCUCCAUUCAAGAAAAUUCCAUCCCUGGGGGAUGUUAUUUACUUGAUGAAGAACAGUCCAUCAUUUGCUCAAACAGCAAUUGUUGCUUUCUUCAAUAAUCUUGGGGAAGGUGGGAUGGAAUCUUCAUCAAUGUACUAUUUAAAGGCUCGUUUCCACUUUAACAAGAAUCAGUUUGCUGAUUUGAUGCUAAUUGGUGGAAUUGUAGCAACCAUUUCACAGUUGUUUAUCAUGCCCUUACUAGUAUCUCCCAUAGGAGAUGGAAGGUUGCUUUCAAUAGGACUCUUUGCCUCCUGUGUAUAUGCCAUUCUUUACAGUAUAGCCUGGUCAGCUUGGGUCCCAUAUGCAGCCGCUGCAGUGUCUACUGUGAUGGUCUUUGCACCACCAUCAUUACGCAGUAUUGCAUCAAGACAAGCUGGCCCCAGAGAACAGGGGAAGGCUCAAGGAUGCAUCUCCGGAAUACUUUCUUUGGCCAAUGUCAUGGCUCCACUAAUUUUUAGUCCUUUAACAUCAUUGUUUCUGUCUGAAGGGGCACCAUUUCAUUUCCCUGGCUUUAGUAUCAUUUGCAUUGCAAUCACUUUGAUGAUUGCCUUCAUUCAGAGUUUGAUGAUAGGGAGAGCUCCUUCAACUAGCAAUGCCGAAAACAGUACGGAGGUUUAGUUAUGAGGGAUCCAAGGAAUGAAAUAUAUAUAUAUAUACACAGACAAAUCAUUGGUGGUUAGAAAAUCCUCUGUACUUAGUUAACAAUGGAGAAUGUCAUCAAAGUGUCAUUUAUGCGUACAUAGAACACAACUAUUUAAAGAGAUUGUUGGAAUUAACUAUAA
Gossypium arboreum is the source of this 1795-nucleotide messenger RNA. RefSeq lists its product as uncharacterized. Gene Ontology annotation, biological process: transmembrane transport. The transcript is spliced from 14 exons. Gene Ontology annotation, molecular function: transmembrane transporter activity. The coding region runs from base 426 to 1631 and encodes 401 amino acids. Lineage: Eukaryota; Viridiplantae; Streptophyta; Magnoliopsida; Malvales; Malvaceae. The record is from RefSeq and is a predicted model, not a curated record.